Molecule: messenger RNA, 960 nt
Organism: Ectocarpus sp. CCAP 1310/34
Lineage: Eukaryota; Phaeophyceae; Ectocarpales; Ectocarpaceae
Source: the annotation of a GenBank genome assembly
UUUUUUUAAUUUACCACGCAACGUGGUGCAGCGUGCCACGAGUUGCCUGCCGUGCAGGGGGAUCAUGUCCCUGUCCAACCCCUUAUCCCAUGGGUUGUUGAAGGAUCUUGGCAAACUCUCGGAGUUGAAACAACGAGGACUGAUUCUUGACCGUCACUUCGAGACGAUAAAGGCACAUGUGAAGGCGGGCAACUCCGUUGCGAAGGAGCGAUGGGACGCAAUCGAGAACGCAUGGGGGCUGAAGCAGACGGGUGUCUUCAACGAAGAAGAGUGGAUCACGCAGAUUGAUGGAGAGGCCCAGGGUAUUACCAGCAGCACCCGUCCGUCGUGUGUAACGCCACAAGAUGCGGGCGGCGCGCGAGGUGCACCGUCUUCGCACCCACCGCCUGCUACUGCUGCGGCUGCCGGGAAGAGAAAGGUCGCAGAUCGGGGGAAGCAAGCCAGGGAUCGAGCUGGCCAAGGUGUUCUAGGUGGCAACAUCAUCAACGCGUUCGUUCGUGGCAGCGGAAAACCGAUUGAGCGGACUCGCGGUGGUGUCACAGAGCAUGUGUCCGGUAUCAACCUCCCACCUCCGGCCCCGGAGCGGCCCAUACCGUGCCCUCACUGUCCCAUGACCUUCGUGAACGAGCAAGGACCUGGGAUCCACGUGAAAACACAGCACAGCAAUGCAAACAUGUCCAACGGCUUGUGGCUGCAGCGGAUGCUAGGAAAGACUCCCAAAAGGUCGAUGGUGCGACGGGGGCGGCUUCGUUCGUCCUCCAACGGAAGCUUCCGCGAUCUCGACUUGGAAAGCGACGGCUUUACGGACCGCAAAGUCAAGGAGACUCGUGGAGCUGUGAAGCGCAAGCGAUACGAUUUCAGGUUCAAAGCCCAUGUUGUGACCCAGCUGCGCCUCCUCCAGGAAGACGCCGCAGACCUCUUCAAGGAGGAGCAGCUCACGCCUCUCCAGUACUUAGAGGA